Messenger RNA from Chaetomium fimeti, 2112 nucleotides. RefSeq lists its product as uncharacterized. Lineage: Eukaryota; Fungi; Ascomycota; Sordariomycetes; Sordariales; Chaetomiaceae. The record is from RefSeq and is a predicted model, not a curated record. The transcript has a single exon. Bases 85 to 2112 code for a protein of 675 amino acids.
CCCACUUCAUCUGCGCUCCAUCUCGAAUCUUGAAGCUCAACGCCAACGACAAUCAAAGCUGGCCUCUGAACCAGCUCGCCCGCCAUGCCGCCAGCAUUGGCCCUCGGGAGGGUGCUGAGUCGGAGUCGAGGUCUUCAAUCGUCGAAAACAAAAACCCCACCAAUAUGUCUCUUCUGCACCCACUCCCCAUCUCAACGCCUUCCCUCCCCUCUACUCUCAACAACAACCGCCCUCCGCUCUCAAACACAACAACAACCACCCCCCUCCACACCCAGGACUAAACCCCCCCAACGCAACCACUCAACCUCCCACUCCUCCCCCCGCGCCGACCUCCACCGCGCCCUCCUCGACCUCCAAACCCACGCACCGAACCACAUCUCCCUCCCCCGCCUACAACUCGCUCUUCGCAACCUGACCGAACCGCCAGGCCACGAAUCCGUGCGCGUCGCCAUCCUCAGCCUCGCCACCAACGAACCCCCCCAAAACACCACCAUCACCACCACCACCACCAAACCCACAACAGCCACCCGCCUCCUCCGCCUCGCGCUCGCCGACCCGCUCCAGCCGGCCGCAGCAUGGGAGGCGCAGCUGGAAGCGCACGACACACAGAGCCAGCCGCUCGUCGUGCGGGCCGGAGCGACGGCGACCGAAGCAAAGGCAGAGGGGCCGGGGCAGGAGCAGGGCCUGCAGACGGGCCGGGGCCGGGACCGGCACGUGAUCCCCGAGCUGCGGGUCGCGACGCCGCUGCUGCCGCGCGGCGCGGAGCUGGAGAUGCUCGUCGCCGGGGCGGGGCCUCCCCUAGCGGCGGCGGCGGCGGCUGGGGGUGGAAAUGGGGGUGUGGUGGUGGAUGAGGCGGUGCUGGUGCCGACGGCGGGGGUGGCCGCGACGACGGCCGGGCAUGUGGCGCCCGUGGGGACGCCGGUGCAUAUGGCGCUGUUGGUGGGGGAUGGGGUGCGCGGGGCGGCGGGGAUUAUGGCGUUGCCGCUUGUGGAGGGGAGGGAUGUGAUUGCUGGGGCGGUGAAUUUUGCACAGGUUGGCAGCGAGGAUUUGGAGGGUUGUCCGCUUGUUGCGGUCAAUGUGGAUACUGCUAGCGAGGGCUUGGAGCUUUUCCGCGCUGAUGUUGGCAACGCGAUCAAGUACGAGACGCUGUGGACGGAGGCCAACGUCGGCCGCAUCAGCGAGUGGCUGAGGAAGAGCGCCCUGCCGAAUGACGAAGGGGUCAUGAAACCGCCUGUCCGGAACCUGAUCGGCUCGCUUUUGCGGAAUGCCAGGGCGGCUGUACAAGAGGAAGAGACCCGAGAUUUGGCGGCGGAACUACGCUCAAAGGUUUCACCCAGGUCCAUCGCCCACUUGGACAAGGUUCUGGCGGAGUGGGCGCAGAACGCUCACCAGGAGCUACAGCAGCAGUUGGAUGUCGCUUUUACAACUGGGCCCUGGAGCAGACUUGGCUGGUGGAAACUCUUCUGGAGAGCCGACGACGUGGGCAUGGUCACAUCAGAAAUGGUCGCCCUGCGCUUCCUCCCUGAUGCGGAAAAAGGGGUGAUUUACCUUGCCGGCCGCAUCCAGGAGGCCGGUGUGGCGGCAGGGCAGCAAGGGCGACCUCGAUACGCCGGACCGGCUUUGCCCCAACCCUCUACUGGACCUCAGAAGGAGGACACAAUCACGCCCGACGUGGUCAACGACUGGCCGCCCCACAUUCCCUUUACAAGGAAUUAUCUACAGCAGAAGACAGUACCGGCCCUGCAAGCUCUGUCGCAAAAACUUGUUGUGCAGUCUGCGAGCCUGGCCGGUUUGAGCACCGCCUUAGCGGGCCUCUCGUAUCUCUCGGCGCUCGGGGCCUACGAGUGCGGGGCGAUCGCAGCGCUGGGCGUCGCGUUCAGCUUCAAGCGCUUCCAACAAAAGUGGGAUUCUGCUAGGAAGUACUGGGAAGGGGAGGUGCGCGAAGAGGGCCGCAAGGCGAUCCGCGCAACGGAGGCUAGCGUUGCCGAGGUCCUGGACAAAGCGGGCAAGACACUUGAUCCCCAGGCUGACCAGAGUGAGCAGCUAAAAGAGCUGUCAAAGAUCGAGGAGAUCAUCACGCGAGCGGAGAAAGCGUACGCGCAAAUAAAGUAG